This is a messenger RNA of Dipodomys ordii (Ord's kangaroo rat), 5087 nucleotides long. RefSeq names its product importin 7 (gene Ipo7). NCBI's taxonomy places the organism in Eukaryota, Metazoa, Chordata, Mammalia, Rodentia, Heteromyidae. The coding region runs from base 149 to 3265 and encodes 1038 amino acids. Gene Ontology annotation, biological process: protein import into nucleus. Gene Ontology annotation, cellular component: nuclear envelope; cytosol. The record is from RefSeq and is a predicted model, not a curated record. Gene Ontology annotation, molecular function: small GTPase binding. The transcript has 25 exons.
AGGAGGUUCUAUCCGGGGCCUUGGCGCUUCUCUUUCCUUUCGCGCCGGUUGCCGCUGCGGAGCGCGGCGAGUCCAUGUGCGCAGUGAGUGGCGCUAUUCCUGGCUUAGUAGCACCCGUGCCCCCAGGUUUGACCGAGUUCGCGCAGCGAUGGACCCCAACACCAUUAUCGAGGCCCUGCGGGGCACCAUGGACCCGGCCCUGCGUGAGGCCGCGGAGCGCCAGCUCAAUGAAGCACACAAGUCUCUGAAUUUUGUUUCAACACUGCUCCAGAUUACCAUGUCAGAGCAACUGGAUUUACCUGUGAGACAGGCAGGUGUUAUCUAUUUGAAAAAUAUGAUAACACAGUAUUGGCCUGAUCGAGAAUCAGCACCUGGGGAUAUAGCCCCUUAUAGUAUUCCAGAAGAAGAUCGACAUUGCAUUCGAGAAAAUAUUGUAGAAGCCAUUAUUCACUCUCCUGAGCUCAUCAGGGUACAGCUUACUACUUGCAUUCAUCACAUCAUCAAACAUGACUAUCCAAGCCGCUGGACUGCCAUUGUAGACAAGAUUGGCUUUUAUCUUCAGUCUGACAACAGUGCUUGUUGGCUAGGAAUUCUUCUUUGCCUUUAUCAGCUUGUAAAAAAUUAUGAGUACAAGAAACCAGAGGAAAGGAGUCCACUGGUGGCAGCAAUGCAGCAUUUCCUGCCAGUUCUGAAGGAUCGUUUUAUUCAGCUUCUUCCUGAUCAGUCAGAUCAGUCUGUCCUCAUCCAGAAACAAAUAUUCAAGAUCUUCUAUGCUCUUGUUCAGUAUACGCUACCACUGGAACUGAUAAAUCAACAGAAUCUGACAGAAUGGGUAGAAAUUUUGAAGACUGUUGUGAAUAGGGAUGUACCUAAUGAAACACUUCAAGUUGAAGAAGAUGAUAGACCUGAAUUACCAUGGUGGAAAUGUAAGAAGUGGGCCUUACAUAUUUUAGCAAGGCUUUUUGAAAGAUAUGGAAGUCCUGGGAAUGUUUCCAAGGAGUAUAAUGAAUUUGCUGAAGUAUUUUUGAAGGCAUUUGCUGUUGGUGUUCAGCAAGUUUUAUUGAAGGUGUUAUAUCAAUACAAAGAGAAGCAAUAUAUGGCUCCUCGAGUUUUACAACAGACAUUAAACUAUAUUAAUCAAGGAGUAUCCCAUGCCCUUACCUGGAAGAAUCUGAAGCCUCAUAUACAAGGCAUUAUCCAAGAUGUUAUUUUUCCAUUGAUGUGCUAUACAGAUGCUGAUGAGGAACUUUGGCAAGAAGACCCUUAUGAAUAUAUUCGCAUGAAGUUUGAUGUAUUUGAAGAUUUCAUUUCUCCUACCACUGCUGCCCAGACACUUUUGUUUACAGCCUGUAGUAAGAGGAAAGAGGUACUACAGAAGACUAUGGGCUUUUGUUACCAGAUUCUUACAGAACCAAAUGCUGAUCCUCGGAAAAAAGAUGGAGCUUUACAUAUGAUUGGCUCUUUAGCUGAAAUACUUCUGAAGAAAAAGAUCUACAAAGAUCAAAUGGAAUAUAUGUUGCAAAAUCAUGUGUUCCCUCUAUUCAGCAGUGAACUAGGCUACAUGAGAGCAAGGGCUUGCUGGGUUCUUCACUAUUUUUGUGAAGUGAAGUUUAAAAGUGAUCAGAACCUCCAAACGGCCUUAGAGCUGACACGAAGAUGUCUGAUUGAUGAUAGAGAAAUGCCUGUAAAAGUAGAAGCUGCGAUUGCACUUCAAGUAUUGAUUAGCAAUCAAGAAAAAGCUAAGGAAUAUAUCACACCAUUUAUCAGACCUGUAAUGCAGGCUCUUCUUCAUAUUAUAAGAGAAACAGAAAAUGAUGAUCUUACCAAUGUCAUUCAGAAGAUGAUUUGUGAAUAUAGUGAAGAAGUUACUCCUAUUGCAGUAGAAAUGACACAACAUUUGGCAAUGACAUUUAACCAGGUAAUCCAGACUGGGCCAGAUGAAGAAGGAAGUGAUGACAAAGCAGUUACUGCUAUGGGAAUUCUGAAUACAAUUGACACACUUCUUAGUGUGGUUGAGGAUCAUAAAGAGAUAACCCAGCAGCUUGAAGGAAUCUGCCUACAGGUCAUUGGUACUGUUUUACAACAGCAUGUCUUAGAAUUCUAUGAGGAGAUCUUCUCCUUAGCACAUAGCUUGACAUGUCAACAAGUGUCACCACAGAUGUGGCAGCUGCUACCCCUUGUAUUUGAGGUCUUUCAACAGGAUGGCUUUGAUUACUUCACAGACAUGAUGCCUCUUCUACAUAAUUAUGUAACAGUUGAUACAGACACACUUCUUUCUGAUACCAAGUAUCUUGAGAUGAUAUACAGUAUGUGUAAAAAGGUUCUUACAGGAGUUGCAGGAGAAGAUGCAGAGUGUCAUGCUGCAAAAUUGUUAGAGGUCAUCAUUCUACAGUGCAAAGGGCGUGGCAUUGAUCAGUGCAUUCCCUUAUUUGUGGAGGCAGCAUUAGAGAGACUGACAAGAGAGGUCAAGACAAGUGAACUUCGAACAAUGUGCCUGCAAGUUGCAAUUGCAGCUUUGUAUUACAAUCCACACCUACUACUCAAUACCUUAGAAAAUCUGCGCUUCCCUAAUAAUGUUGAACCGGUUACAAAUCAUUUUAUUACACAGUGGCUUAAUGAUGUUGACUGUUUCUUAGGGCUUCAUGAUAGAAAGAUGUGUGUACUGGGUCUGUGUGCUCUUAUUGAUAUGGAACAAAUACCACAAGUUUUAAAUCAAGUGUCAGGACAGAUCUUGCCAGCUUUUAUCCUUUUAUUUAAUGGAUUAAAAAGAGCAUAUGCCUGUCAUGCAGAACAUGAAAAUGACAGCGAUGAUGAUGAUGAAGCUGAAGAUGAUGAUGAAACUGAGGAACUUGGGAGUGAUGAAGAUGACAUUGAUGAAGAUGGGCAGGAAUAUUUGGAGAUUCUGGCCAAGCAAGCAGGUGAAGAUGGGGAUGAUGAAGACUGGGAAGAAGACGAUGCUGAGGAGACAGCUCUGGAAGGCUACUCUACAAUCAUUGAUGAUGAAGACAACCCUGUUGAUGAGUAUCAGAUAUUUAAAGCUAUAUUUCAAACUAUUCAGAAUCGUAAUCCUGUGUGGUACCAGGCUUUGACUCAUGGUCUUAAUGAAGAACAAAGAAAACAGUUACAGGACAUAGCAACUCUAGCUGAUCAAAGAAGAGCAGCCCAUGAAUCCAAAAUGAUUGAGAAGCAUGGAGGAUACAAAUUUAGUGCUCCAGUCGUGCCAAGUUCUUUUAAUUUUGGAGGCCCAGCACCAGGGAUGAAUUGAGUAUAUCACUUUCUUUCCUGCUGUGUGAUUGUAGUGAAGAGCUUGUGUUCCUCCUAGUAGUGGUUCCAGAACUGGUUCAUGUUAUCUAUUCUAAACUAAUUGAUCAAUAGAUGGACAAGAAAACCCCAGGAGGUGGGACCUGAUCAUGCAACCUGGCACUGGAAGAAAAACCAGAGGGAUUAGGGUAGGGAAACUUGGGGAGGGGGAAUUUUCUUUAUUUUUUGAAGAAAGUAAGAUCCAGACUCUGAAGCUUCAAAUGACACUGUGGAAAUCUGAAACGAGGGGAUGUCAUGAAGGCAGCUUUUCUUUUUCUGAGGAAAAAAAAUAGGCAUGGGCUACAGGACUAUUUAAAAUGUCUCAUUUACAGUAUAAAUCUCAAAGGUAGAUGUAAUUUUUACACCUAUGAGUAUUCAAUUUCUGUCUCUUACCAUUGGGUAACCUUUAUAUGUAAAUAUGAUAAGGUAAUCUGAUAGCCUUAUUCAUUCUCUUCAUCAUUUCAUUCAUCAAAGAUUGUUCCCGUGUAGAUUAUUGGACAUUUAUUGUAGCACUACAUAACUGAUUUAAAAAUCUGUAAAUGAAUUAGCACUUUCAUAUUGAAACAAGCCUGCUAGCCUAUGUAUAAAAGCAAAAAUGUUUGCUGUUUAUAAGAAGGGAUAUAAUGGGGUGGGGGUGGGGUAAUUUCAGGUUAAUUAUUAAUUUAAAAAUGAACUAGCAAUUUUGUACCUGGUAACUUUGUGGUGCACUCACCUCUGAUAGUGACUUGAAUUCGGUAUGUAAAAAGGGGUUAGUGAUAUUCAUUGCUGCUAAAAAUGGCAACUCCCUCUGUGUCCUCUUUUUUUUUUUUUCUUCCUUAAAGCUCUCAGUGUACAAGUGGAUAUUUGGAUAUAAGACCUUACUGUAACAAAUAGGAAAGGUAGUAUCUGAAGCAUGUAAAUUGGAUAUAUGAAGUUCUACUCUUAAAGAGGUGAUCUUAGAGUAUGGCUAACCAUCUAUAUAUGCAAUCUAUUAAAAGAACUUAAUUCGGCUAUUAUGUCGUGAUUUGAUUGCACUUUUGUUCUUAAUUAUCUCCUUCCCAUUGGCCUGUUUUUAUCUUGUAUAAGUACACAAAAUACACACUUCAUUUGUUCUUUUAAACCGGCCUAUUCCCCUUUCUCCAUGUUUUCUACCCCUCUUGAAGAUUGUGGUAUCUGAUGUUAACUACUUAGGCUGAAGGCACAUGGUUCCCUCCCAAAACCACUAUUGAUACCACUGCAAAAACAAGCCAGCAACAGGACAGUGUAGAGAGGUUGGGUUGCUUCCCUCUCUUCCUAACUGCAUGUUCAAAAAAAAGCUUUUACUGAUCUUAAACAUCUGUAGGAUGACUCAUACAUUGGAUUAUUUUUUAUAUACAUGUAUACACAAAUAUUUCAAAUUGAAAGCAACAUCUCAGUGGAUUCAAAACUACUACAUGCUGUUGUCUAAAACAGAUUAGAAAAUUUAUAACUGUAAAAUGAAAUGCACAUAUUGAUAUUUAAAAUGCAUAAUUAAGAAAACUCAUUGGUGUUGUGUUUUUCUUGUAUACCAGUAAUUUAGCCACUGCUGUUGGCACUGUUUGGUUUUCUAUUUUAACAUUGAAGGAGUGAAAGUAUUUCCUAUAUUUAUGAAUUUACUACUAAAAUCUUGGGGAAAAAAAUGUCUGUGUGGCUGAAAAAUGUUAAUCAAGUGUGUUUCUACUCCCUUUUCCCCCAAAGUUGGACACCAAGUGUAUCUUAGGUUGCUUUAGGGGAUUUCACAAUUAUAUAAAAUCAGUAAAAUAAAAAUGGAGUUGUGUAUUACAACGUUG